AUGUCGGGCCCCUAUUCAAACGAUCUCGCUUUUCUCGACGAUGAUCACCACUUCCCAUAUGUGUUCGAAGACGACUUCAACCAGGACAUCCCUAUUUACUCUAAUAACCAGUACCAAUGUGAACAAGCUUCUUACGCAUCCCAAACCUACUAUCAGCCGCAAAACCACCAAGCUUACCCUCAAGCCGAGUUACCUCUGGCCUACGACGACCUACCCCCCGCCAAACGUCUCCGGUCCAGCCGCCGCAUACCAUCUACUAUUAGAGCUACAUAUUUGAGUCCUCCCCGCUCAACGACCCCGGACUUUGAACCGCCCUAUCACGCCCGAAUAUUCUCUCCCAAUUCCCUCCAGGGCAGCUUCUCCGCUAUCCUCUCCUCAUCCCUCUCGCUCCCUGAUUCCGUCGAUCCCGAUGAGCGUCUCCGCCGCCAAUCCGAAAUCAACCACAUCUUCACAACAACCAAAUCAACAACGCUCCCCCCUCCCUCUCCAUUCGCCAAGAGCCCACGCUUAUCCUAUUCUACCUAUUCCCCCACAGAAAUCUAUCGAAUCCGCGCCCCGCCGCAGCUCAUUGAAGUCGCCCCAAUGCUCCCUAAGCACUCACUAGGCGCUUUCAUCCGGAUUGACGACGUGCCGGCGGGCGCCGAGCGAGAGGCGGCGGUGGCGCACAACAACAACCUCGCAGCCGCGCGCCUCAAGGAGCUGAAGCGGCGCAACAACGUCGCCGCGUCGCGGAGCCGGAACCGCAGGGAACGGGCCGUUGUGGGUCGUACCGAGGAGCUCUCGAAUGUGAAGGCCCAAAUGAACUGGUGGAAGGCGAGGGCGGUGUCAUUGGGUGCUAGAGCGAGCGAGUGGGAUGAGUUGCCGGAGAGGGCGGUGCGUGAUGUGAUCGUGGCGGAUUACCGGGUCGACGCGAUGGAUUUCAGCCGUGAUGAGCCUCGGGAGCUUGGGGUCGAAAAGCCCGGGAAGACACUUGUGGUUAAGAAGAAGAAGCCGAAGAAGAAGGAGUGA
This is a messenger RNA of Colletotrichum spaethianum, 1008 nucleotides long. RefSeq lists its product as uncharacterized. Lineage: Eukaryota; Fungi; Ascomycota; Sordariomycetes; Glomerellales; Glomerellaceae. Gene Ontology annotation, biological process: regulation of DNA-templated transcription. The transcript has a single exon. The record is from RefSeq and is a predicted model, not a curated record. Gene Ontology annotation, molecular function: DNA-binding transcription factor activity. Bases 1 to 1008 code for a protein of 335 amino acids.